AUGAACCACCUACUUUCGAAUAACAACACUUUCCACCAAAAUGAAUAUAGAAUGGAGGCAUGCCAUGAAAAUAUCUCUUGUGGAUUAUUCAGUACAAAUUCUAAUGUUGUCAAUGAUGUUGUUAAUCUAACAAAAGUGGAAAGUGGAAUGUUUAGUGAAUGGAGAUUUGCAUUGAACAUAAUUAUUAUCUCUCUCCAAAUCCUAUCUAGCAUUCUAAUAUUUUGUGGUAAUUCACUAGUUAUUUCAGCUGUUGCAACGACUAAGGGAUUGAGACGUAUAACUGACCUCUACAUUGUAUCACUUGCUUUGGCUGAUCUACUUGUCGCAGUCCUAAUUCUACCUCUUUCCAUUAUGCGUCAAGUUUACGGUCAUUGGCCUUAUGAAUCACAUGAAUUAUGCAUAUACUGGCUCUCUCUUAACGUGUUCUUGUGUUCAUCUUCGAUAUUGAACUUAUGCUGUAUCUCUGUGGAUCGAUAUAUUGCAAUCAAUUAUCCGAUGAAAUAUAUCAGUAAGCGAACACGUCGUACUGCAUUUGCAAUGAUUGGAGGUGCUUGGAUGGCAUCGUUCCUAGCAAUGAUCCCACCUAUAUUUGGCUCCCAGCACCACACGGGAGUAGGACGUUGUUACAUAAGAAGUGAUGCAGGAUACAGAUUUCUCACAGGAAUCCCGAUACUCAUCAUACCAAUUUUGUUAGUCGGUUUCAUUUACAUUCGUAUAUUUUGGGUGAUUCGACGUCGUUCAAAGGAAUUAGAAUUUGGUCAGUUUUCAUCUAAUCCGAAAGAACAUAGAUUUGGAUCAUUUAAAUUGCUUUUCAUUCCGAAUAAUAUUUAUAACUAUAGUUUUGGACGUAAAAUGAACUGUUUCAGUUCACGUAACUCUAAUCAGCGUCAAUUGUUUGUGUCGAAUUAUACACAAUCUAAUUUAUAUAUUGCAUAUAUGCCGAGUAAGAGACGUAAAACUGCUAAAGAAUAUGCUGAAAAUCAGUCUCACGUUCAAAGUUCGUCCAGUUUAUUCUCUAAUAAGCAUCCCGAACAAAUAGAACGAGAGUGCUCAGAAACUUCUAGUAAAGACACACAAUAUAUACAGAUGUCUCCAAUAUCAAUGUUGCAUACAUCGACCAAAUCUGAUCCAGAUGAUUCUUCUACAUUUUCGAUUCACAAUAGCAUUCAGAAUACAGAAAUCUAUACUUUGCAAACUACAGAUACCACCAAUAAAACAGUCGACGCUUCUAUGAACGAUCGGCAGGACGAUCAACAACAUAAACACGAACACAGAUUAAACAGUCAGAAUGAACGAAUAGUGAAUCCAAGCCGAAGUAUUCUAACACACGCAAUAGCAUGAUUUACCAACGACGCAAACGCCUUGUAUACAAGAGUGAAAAGAAAACAGUGAAAACAGUAGCAUUAGUGGUAUGUUGUUUCAUUUUAUGCUGGCUUCCAUUUACCACUUUAUAUUUAAUGGAAGGAGCAUGUGAAUGUCUAUUGUCAGAAACAAUUUACAUGGCUACUGGUUGGGUAGCAUACUUGAAUAGUAUGUGUAAUCCAAUUAUAUACGCAUUUUGUAAUAAAGAAUAUGCAAAAGCAUUUAAACGUUUGUUACAUAUUGGAAGUAAUAAUUGA
Messenger RNA from Schistosoma haematobium, 1619 nucleotides. Its product is annotated as Histamine H1 receptor. Gene Ontology annotation, cellular component: membrane. The coding region runs from base 1 to 1341 and encodes 446 amino acids. Gene Ontology annotation, biological process: adenylate cyclase-activating adrenergic receptor signaling pathway. The transcript has a single exon. NCBI's taxonomy places the organism in Eukaryota, Metazoa, Platyhelminthes, Trematoda, Strigeidida, Schistosomatidae. Gene Ontology annotation, molecular function: G protein-coupled receptor activity. The record is from RefSeq and is a predicted model, not a curated record.